Molecule: messenger RNA, 1614 nt
Organism: Ostreobium quekettii
Lineage: Eukaryota; Viridiplantae; Chlorophyta; Ulvophyceae; Bryopsidales; Ostreobiaceae
Source: the annotation of a GenBank genome assembly
AUGGAACGCAACUUCUCGGUGGACGACGUGGUGGGGGAGAUAUGGCGCUACGGCGCCGCGGGCCUGGGCCGCACCGAGUCUGCAGACGCCGUGCAGCACCUGCUGAAGCAGGUCCCCUCGGCGUCCAAUCUGCAGAAUGUGCAGCCGGGAGAGGGCCAGGGGAACGGCUGCGUGGCCAACGGGGGGGGCCCGGGGGCCUCCGCGCCGGCACCGGCGUCCGGGGAUGCGGGCGGCGUGCCGCGAGUGGCGUCGCUGGAUUUUCUGCGGCAGUUCAUGGUGCCCGGGCAGGGCGGCCUGGGCGGCGGCGUGGCGUCCGGGGAGGCGCCCACGGGCACCGCGACGUCCGGCGCAGUGGACAUAGCCGGCGGGUCCCAAAUCGUGACGCCCAACUCGAUCAACCCCGCCCUCCAGCCUGACCUCAGCGCUCUCUCUGCGGCCACCGCCCAGCAGCAGCUCACGGCGGCGCUGUCGGGGCUGUCCGGCCUGCAGCCCGGCACCGCGCUGAUGAACCCGCUGGCCGCGGCGGGCCUGAACCCCGUGGCGGCGGCGGCGCUGCAGCUGCAGCAGCUGGGCCAACUGGGCAAGCCGGUGGACAAGGAGGAACAGGAGAAGGCGGAGGAGCGCAGGGCGCGCAGGAUGCUCUCCAACAGAGAAUCUGCCAGGAGGUCACGGAGGAGAAAGCAGGAGCACCUGAAGGCUCUUGAAUCAGAGAUGACUUUGCUUGCCGAUGAGAAGCAGCAAUGGGGUGCUGUUCGAGAACUCCUUGAGGCACGCUGCCAUUCAGCAGAGGAUGCUGCCAGGAAGUUGAGAGAAGAAAACGAGAUCCUCCGGCAGAAACUUCAGCUUAUGCAGCAUGAGAUAGAACUCAUAAAGUGCGAGCAGCCUCACACCGCUGAAGCUGUCUACCAGGACACGCCCCACAGCGCCCUCGUCCCAAAGGAGGAACCCGUGGAGCACCCUGUCGCGGUUGUCACAGGAGCCUUUGAAGCUACGUUGCUUGCCCAGGGCGCCCCAGUCGCAGGUGAUCCUGCGAUCGACGCACUUCACCAGGGCUAUGCUGCCGCCGUUGAGCACGCCGUUGCUGAGGGGACUGCCGUUUUGCCGGACACGUCCAUGGCAGCUGCCACCGCCCCUGCAGUGGGUGCAGAGAUGCCAGUUGGGGUGCCUCCUGUGCUGGAUACGAGUGGAGCAGGGCAGGAAGCUGGGGCCCAGCUCGGAGCUCUGGUGGACGGCCCUGAUGGUGGUGGCGUGAUGGCUGCGGCCACCGACGUUGCCCCUGCCCAGCUGCCAUUCGACUCGCGUGGAUUUGGGAGCGCCGUGUACGACAUCAACGUGCAGGAAUGCUUGGAAGGGGCCGAAGAUCCGAUCGGUCAGGAGUGCAGACUGGCUGAGGGCCGUGGUGAGACAGCAGUGGAGGUGGCAGUGGGGGCAGUUGCUGGGGUGCAGAGUGACGCUCUGGGACUGGAUGUGAACCAAACCCCUGCUGCGCCUGCUGGGCAGUCUGCAGAGCCUGAUGGCAGCACAGGUGGCGAGGGAGAUAAAGAGGAGGCUGAUGGUGAGGAGGGGAAUCCCAGCCCCAAGAGGCGGAAGACAGAGGGCUGCAGCGAUUCGUGA